AUGGUCUCGUACACAUUCUUGUUCUGGCUACCAAAUUACAUUCGCGAGGCGGGUGGUUUCGAUCCAUCUGCUGCAGCCGAUUUGUCCGCAAUCUUCGAUUUGGGCGGAAUUGUCGGGGGUAUCCUGGCCGGGUUUAUAGCUGAUCAAACCCUGGCUAGUGCGACUGUAUGUGUGGUAAUGAUGUUCGCUGGCAUUCCGGCAGAUCUGUUCUCGGCUAAGGCCAGUACAGCAGAUCUUCCCACCUGA
Messenger RNA from Echinostoma caproni, 246 nucleotides. NCBI's taxonomy places the organism in Eukaryota, Metazoa, Platyhelminthes, Trematoda, Plagiorchiida, Echinostomatidae. The record is from the annotation of a GenBank genome assembly.